This is a messenger RNA of Aplysia californica (California sea hare), 2403 nucleotides long. Its product is annotated as bone morphogenetic protein receptor type-1B. Gene Ontology annotation, cellular component: plasma membrane; signaling receptor complex. Gene Ontology annotation, biological process: dorsal/ventral pattern formation; protein phosphorylation; BMP signaling pathway. The record is from RefSeq and is a predicted model, not a curated record. Gene Ontology annotation, molecular function: ATP binding; transforming growth factor beta receptor activity, type I; SMAD binding. The transcript is spliced from 11 exons. The coding region runs from base 7 to 1602 and encodes 531 amino acids. Lineage: Eukaryota; Metazoa; Mollusca; Gastropoda; Aplysiida; Aplysiidae.
GCCUUUAUGACGACAUUAGUUUGGGGGUUGAGAACGCUCAAGAUGGCCGACCUCAGGAUAAUGGGGAGCAAAAUUUACACAUUGUGGGGCACAUUAUUGAUUUUGCUAUACUUCUGUUACUCAGGAACCGAAGCAGUGAGGUGCCACUGCCAUCCUUGUUACAAUUCUGACACAAAUGGCACCUGUGAAACGUUGCCUGGGGGAGCUUGUUACGCUUCCAAGUCUCUGACUCCGCUGACAGACUGGGAGGAUCUGGAGACCCGGACAUGGGGCUGCCUGGCCCCGGAGGGAGGGACCUUACUGCAGUGUCAGCCAUCAGCGGUGCCGCACAGAGAGGUCUCGGCCUGUUGCAAGAACGAAGACCUGUGCAAUCUGAACCUGAACUUGACUUUCUCGGAGGAAGAUUUUCUCCCCGGUGUAGUGCACCCGUCUGACCCUGAGAAGAGAGCUGAAAACGUCACACAGAUAGUUCUCCUCAUCUCCGUCACGGUUUUCCUCCUCAUCCUCAUCGUGGCCAUCACCAUUGUCUACCUCAGGUUCAAGAGGCAAGAGUUCAGGAGGAAGCAGCUCUUGGUGGACUCUGAGCACGAGACAUUUGUUCCGGUGGGUCAGACGUUGCACAGUCUGAUUGACGAGUCACAGAGCUCUGGCAGCGGCUCCGGCCUGCCUCUCAUAGUUCAGAGAACAAUAGCCAAGCAGAUCACUCUGGUGCGAAGUAUUGGCAAGGGGCGUUUCGGGGAAGUUUGGAAGGCCAAAUGGCGUGGGGAGAACGUUGCCGUGAAAAUUUUCUUCACCACGGAAGAACAGAGCUGGUUCAGAGAGACGGAGCUGUAUCAAACUGUGCUGCUCAGACACGAGAAUAUCCUCGGUUUCAUUGCGGCAGACAUCAAAGGCACGGGCUCGUGGACGCAGCUCUACCUGAUCACAGACUACCAUGAGAACGGUUCGCUCUACGACUACCUACGUCUGCACGCCCUUGACACCUCCGAGAUGUUGUACCUGGCACACUCGGCCGCCUGUGGCAUCUCACACCUACACGUGGAGAUUUUUGGCACUAGAGGCAAACCCGCCAUAGCCCACAGAGAUGUGAAGAGCAAGAACAUUUUGGUUCGGAAGAACGGCACGUGCUGCAUCGCUGAUCUGGGUCUGGCCGUCAAAUACGUCAGUGAGAACAAUGAGGUGGACCUGGCCUCCAACACCAGAUGUGGGACCAAACGCUACAUGGCCCCCGAGGUGCUGGAAGAGACGCUGAACAAGAACCACUUUGACUCGUACAAGCAGGCGGACAUGUACGCCUUUGGCCUGGUCCUUUGGGAGAUUGCCCGCCGCUGCGUCAUACGAGGGUUUGUCCAGGAGGCGGAGCUGCCGUACUAUGAGUACGUGGGCCAGGACCCGGGCAUCGAGGACAUGAGGAAGAUCGUCAGCGUGGAGAAGUUGAGGCCAACCAUCCCGGCCGUGUGGGAGGAGCAGGAGUACCUGAAGGUGAUGGGCCGACUGAUGUGUGAGUGCUGGCACCCGAGCCCCGCGGCCCGGCUCACCUGUCUGCGUAUCAAGAAGACGCUCAGUAAGAUGAUCGAAACCAUCGAGUCUGCACCAAAGUAAAUAGGGGGCCACAGAAGGAGGUUCAACUUUACGUCUACGAAGUUUCCUUAUAACAGGAGACAUAAGAGGAGGUGCAACUUUAUGUCAAAGAGUUUCCUUAUAACAAGAGACAUUGAAAGAGGUGCAACUUUAUGUGUACGAGUUUCCUUAUAACAGGAGACAUUGAAGGAGAUGCAUCUUUAUGUCCACAAGUUUCCUUAUAACAGGAGACAUUGAAGGAGGUGCAACUUUACUUUGAGAAGUUCGUUACCACAGGAGACAGUAGAGGAGGUGUAUCAUUUCUUCUUGAAGUUUCCUCGUAGAAUGAGGUACCACAUUUCUUCCCAAAGUUUCCUUAUAGCUGGAGACAGAAACGGAAGUGCAACUGUUCUCCCCAAAUGUUACAGGAUUUAGAAAUUCCAUGAGCUGUGUUUCUCCAAUGGGUCUCCCCCACCCCCAAAACACACAGUCACACACAUACACACGCACGCACAGUUACACAAACACACAACAGCUUUUCUGGAAGCAAAGAAAGAAAGACUGUGGAGUAGCCGGCUUGCCACAUGGACUGACCAGGUGUUGACUGGUUGUACUUGAGCCGUGGGGACCUCUGUUUUUUUGUGCAUAUGUGUGGUUCCCUGUCAUUCUGCGGGACUGACCGUCGGUCCAUUUCUCUUCCGGCAUGCUUCAAGGGCGCCACGUACGGCUGAAUUGACCUGUGUGGCAGGUUUAGCAGUCUUUUCUACUUGGGUUGGGAUCACACAGAAGUGGAGCUUCCAGUGUGUUAAAGUCAUCCUUUUGGGGGUUUUUUUGGUUGUUGUU